Messenger RNA from Lates calcarifer (barramundi perch), 1982 nucleotides. It is a transcript of the gene actr10, whose product is annotated as actin related protein 10. Gene Ontology annotation, biological process: retrograde axonal transport of mitochondrion. Lineage: Eukaryota; Metazoa; Chordata; Actinopteri; Centropomidae. The transcript is spliced from 13 exons. Bases 128 to 1381 code for a protein of 417 amino acids. The record is from RefSeq and is a predicted model, not a curated record.
AUCGCGUCUCUGAAGACCCAACCCAACCCAACAGGAAGACAACAGAUUUUUCAAUAGGAUGCAAAUUUGCGACCGUCAACGCUAAUUACAGACGUUAAAUUCGCCCAGAGGCGAACAGAUAAAUAAAAUGCCGUUAUUUGAUGGCUUGGGAAGUGGAGGAGAGAAGACUGCUAUCGUCAUUGAUUUAGGAGCAGCAUACACAAAAUGUGGCUUUGCAGGGGAAACGGGGCCCAGGUUCAUAAUUCCGAGCGAGAUCCGGAAACCAGGACAGCAACAGGCCGUCAAAGUGGUUCAGUACAACAUCAACACAGAAGAGCUUUAUGUCAUACUCAAAGAGUUUAUCCAUAUACUGUACUUCAGACACCUGCUGGUGAACCCUCGCGACAGAAGAGUGGUCAUCAUCGAGUCCAUCCUCUGCCCGUCUCACUUCAGGGAGACUCUCACGAAGGUUUUCUUCAUGCAGUUUGAGGUGCCCUCUGUGCUGUUUGCCCCAAGUCAUCUCAUGGCCAUCAUGACUUUAGGCAUCAACUCUGCCCUGGUGAUGGACUGUGGUCACACAGAGACACUGGUGCUGCCUGUUUAUGAGUGCACUCCCAUUCUGCCAGCUUGGGAGGCUUUGCCUUUGGGAGGUAAAGCCAUCCACAAAGAACUAGAUGGACUUCUUGUGGAACAGUGCACUGUGGACACAGAUACUACCACUGGGCAGAGCGUACCAGCUGUCAUUGGGACCAUCCCGGAGGAGACUGUGGAGGACAUUAAGGUCAGAACAUGCUUUGUCAGUGACCUGCAGAGAGGCCUCAAGAUCCAAGAAGCCAAAUUUAACCUGGACGGUACAGCAGAGCGUCCAGCCCCUCCUCCAGAUGUUGAUUAUCCUCUGGAUGGGGAGAAAAUCCUGCAUGUCAAAGGAUCAAUCAGGGACUCUGUGAUGGAGAUCCUGUUUGAACAGGACAAUGAGGAGAAGAGCGUGGCCUCUCUGAUACUUGACGCUCUGGUCAAGUGCCCCAUUGACACCCGUAAAGUGCUCUCCGAGAACCUGGUGGUGAUCGGAGGCACGGCCAUGCUGCCAGGCUUCUUGCACCGGCUUCUGGCGGAGAUUCGCCUCCUGGUGGAGAAACCCAAGUACAGCAACGUGCUGGCCAGCAAGAGCUUCCGUAUACACGCUCCACCCGCCAAGCCCAACUGCACCGCCUGGCUCGGAGGUGCAAUCUUCGGGGCCCUUCAGGACAUCCUGGGAAGCAGGUCAGUGUCGCGGGACUACUACAACCAGACUGGUCGCAUCCCAGACUGGUGCUGCUUGAGCACUCCUCCUCCUGAGUCUCUGUAUGAAGCAGGAAAGACCCCUCCUCCACUAAUGAAGAGAGCCUUCUCCACAGAGAAGUAGAAUAUACUCUACCAUAACUGAAAUAAUUUACUCUCCUUCUACCUGAUAGAACAGUUCAAUAAUCUUUAACAUAACAUCUCAACACAUAUCUUGUUCAUGUGUUAACAACACAUACACUUCUAGAUGUUUUUAACAUCUAGUAGUCACACCCAGGAUUUUGUACGCCGUGAUUGUGGACUGUUUGAUGAUCAGGGGAGCUGGUUUUUGACCAGGAUUACUGUGUUAAAGGUUCAAAUUAUUUCUGUGUACAUGCAGUCAUGUAUCCUGUCAAAAGUCUCAUUGAGCAAGGCACUUAACCUCUACGUGCCCACUCUCACUCUCAUUCCAGUUUGUUCUAGUUUUUGUGGAAAAACACAUUACGUUCAGUGGAAAUGCUUCAGACGACUAUUAAUGUACAUGGGUUUAGUCAUCCAUUUGUCAGCAGAACAAGAGGAAAUCCCAAGCUUUGGAUAGAGCUGAUGUUGUUUCAUUGUGAUGGAAUCUUACUUUGACAGUAAUGCCCCAUGGAGUUUUUCAAAAAAGAAAAAGUGUUUGAUUUAUUUAUUAUUUGUGCUCAGCCAUGUAAAGUUGUUUUAAACACAUUAAAGGCCUUGCACACUCA